Messenger RNA from Ceratotherium simum simum (southern white rhinoceros), 520 nucleotides. The record is from RefSeq and is a predicted model, not a curated record. NCBI's taxonomy places the organism in Eukaryota, Metazoa, Chordata, Mammalia, Perissodactyla, Rhinocerotidae.
GGAUCCAGGGCCAUGUGGAGAGCACAUACUUCAGGUGACACUUCAUUAAAAGCCCCUCAGAGCUGGGUUGGGGCAUGGGGAGUGGUGGUGGCACAAAGGGAGACAAGAUCUAUGGCUUAAUGAUAUUGGGAUUCCUCUGGACAGAGGCUGUGGGUAAUAUUCUGAAGUUCCUGGGAACGCACCCUUGUGAGAAGUCAGACAAUGUGCCAGAUAACAAGAACACCCACACACUGCUCCUGGCUGGUGUGUUCCGGGCUGGUCAUGACAUCCUCGUGUGCUCCCAGCUGCUGCUUUUGGACACAGUAACAAUGCAGGUGACAGCCAGAAGUUCGGAGGAGCUGCCAGUAGACAUCAUCGUGGCGCCUGUGGGCUAAGAGGACAGCCUGCAUAGGCCCUACUCCUACCCUUUCCCCCCAACACUACGCAGAAGUCACACCUUCCUCCUGAACCCAGUGGAAACUCCUUCCCAAGCCUCUGUAUUCAAAAAUAAUUAGGAAUCACUGAGGAUUUUUUUUUUUAA